AAUAGGGGGUCCCGUUGAAAUCCUAAACAUGAAAGUGUCCACGUAGCUUUAUUGGGGAGGUUUGCCAUUGAGCUUUCCUCAUCCCCUACAUGCUGAUGGCCGUCUUCGGAGGGGUGCCCCUUUUCUACAUGGAGCUGGCGCUGGGGCAAUUCCAUCGGGUCGGAGCCAUACCCAUCUGGAAGUACAUCUGCCCCAUCUUUAAAGGCAUCGGCUUCUCCAUCUGCGUGAUCAACCUGUACGUGGCCUUCUACUACAACACCAUCAUUGCUUGGGCCCUCUUCUACUUCUGCUCCUCCUUCGCCCGCACGCUGCCCUGGGCCAGCUGCAGCAACCCCUGGAACACCCCCAGCUGCCUCAGCUACUUCGAGGCCGGCAACGUCUCCUGGACCAACCUCUCCAAGUCCCCCGCCGAGGAGUUUUACAUGAGGCAUGUCCUGCAGGUGCAGAAUUCGCAUGGACUGUCUGACGUGGGCGAGAUCCGUUGGCAGCUGCUGCUCUGCCUCUUCCUCAUCUUCACCACUGUCUACUUCAGCCUCUGGAAAGGGAUCAAGACCUCGGGGAAGGUGGUCUGGGUGACAGCCACCCUGCCCUACGUUGUCUUGCUCAUCCUGCUGAUCCGUGGGGCAACCCUCCCGGGGGCCUGGAGGGGGAUUGUCUUCUACCUGCAACCCGACUGGCAGAAGCUGAGGAGCGUGGCCGUGUGGGUGGAUGCAGCGGCCCAGGUCUUCUUCUCCCUGGGGCCAGGAUUCGGGGUCCUCCUUGCCUUGGCCAGUUACAACCCGUUCAACAACAACUGUUACCGAGAUGCCAUCGUGACCAGCCUGGUCAACUGCUUCACCAGCUUCCUCUCGGGAUUUGUCAUUUUCACCGUCCUGGGCUACAUGGCUGAAAUGCGGCACAUGGAUGUUGCGGAGGUGGCAAAGGGCAAGGGGCCCAGCCUCCUCUUCAUUACGUACCCGGAAGCCCUUGCCAACAUGACCGGAUCCUCCUUCUUCGCCAUCCUCUUCUUCCUCAUGAUGGUCACACUGGGACUGGACAGCACAUUUGGGGGCCUGGAAGCUGUGAUCACUGCCCUGAUGGACGAGUACCCCCAGGCGCUGGGCAAGCACCGUCAGCUGUUCGUGCUGGGACUCAUCGCCCUCUGCUUCCUGGGCUCCCUGGCCACGCUGACCAAUGGAGGCCCCUACAUUGUGAAACUCCUGGAAGAGUUUGGGGCUGGUUGCUCCAUCUUAGCUGUGGUGUUCCUGGAAGCCAUCGCCGUCUCCUGGUUCUACGGAAUGCAGCAGUUCUGUAGCGACGUGAGGGCCAUGCUGGGCUUUGGGCCCGGACUGUACUGGCAAGUGUGCUGGAGAGUGGUCAGUCCAGCCACCUUAGCGUUCAUCCUCCUCAGCUCCCUCCUGGACCAGCCCCCCCUCGUGCUCUUCGACUACGAGUAUCCCGCGUGGAGCAUCCGGCUGGGACACCUGAUCGGGGCCUCCUCCUUCCUCUGCAUUCCCACCUACAUGGUCUACAAGCUGGUCUGGACCCCCGGAUCUCUGAAGCAGGCGCUGCCACCCGAGGCGGGGCUGGCUCUUUCCCCGAAGGGCUCCGAGACCAGCCGGGAGGCGCCCCGACUCCUGCUUCUCUCCCGGCGUCCCAAAAAGAGCGGCGAGGAAACCGCGCCUCUGCUGGGCUGGGCCGCCCCGUUGGCUUCCCGCCCGCCCCGCCGUCUCCCCCAAGGGAGCCCCGGACGAGCCCCAAGAAAAAUCCCGUCCGCCUAA
This is a messenger RNA of Pseudonaja textilis, 1760 nucleotides long. NCBI's taxonomy places the organism in Eukaryota, Metazoa, Chordata, Lepidosauria, Squamata, Elapidae. The record is from RefSeq and is a predicted model, not a curated record.